This is a messenger RNA of Poeciliopsis prolifica (blackstripe livebearer), 2185 nucleotides long. RefSeq names its product neuropeptide FF receptor 2-like. The record is from RefSeq and is a predicted model, not a curated record. Gene Ontology annotation, biological process: G protein-coupled receptor signaling pathway; regulation of cAMP-dependent protein kinase activity; regulation of adenylate cyclase activity. The transcript is spliced from 4 exons. The coding region runs from base 309 to 1607 and encodes 432 amino acids. NCBI's taxonomy places the organism in Eukaryota, Metazoa, Chordata, Actinopteri, Cyprinodontiformes, Poeciliidae. Gene Ontology annotation, molecular function: peptide binding; opioid receptor binding; neuropeptide receptor activity. Gene Ontology annotation, cellular component: membrane.
CAUGAAGAUCUGAUUCUCCAGCCCUUACUUACACCACCCAACACGUCUCUUCUCCCCCCCUGCCCACCGCCGCCACGAACGCAUCCCGUCUCCUCUCUGUCAUUUAUAAGUGCUGCAGCAGCGUCUGUCUGUCAGGAGCGCUGAGCAGACACACAGGAUCUCACCAGGGGAUGAAAGCGCCGCAGCUUUCCAGCUCUGAACGAGCGGGACUCCUGUGAAAUGGAUUUAAACCAUCUGUGAGGACAGAAGGGAAGCGAGAGAGAGAGAGAGACAACACAAUAAAAUACUGCUUCCUUUGAGGUUCUGCAAUGACAGCGAACCCGGCCUGUAACGCCACCUCAGAGGACCCCAUCCCGUCCAGUGCUCCGGUGUUGCAGAGCAAGCCUUGGCCUCAGCAGAACAUCACCUAUGUGGAUUUCUACCUCCACAAACCCGGCGUGGCUGCCGUCUUCACCGUUUCCUACCUGCUCAUCUUUGCGGUGUGCAUGGUCGGCAACGGGGUGGUGUGCUUCAUCGUGCUGCGCAGCAGGAACAUGCGCACCGUCACCAAUCUGUUUAUCCUCAACCUGGCCAUCAGUGACCUGCUGGUGGGCAUCUUCUGCAUGCCAACCACACUUCUAGACAACAUCAUAACAGGAUGGCCUUUCGGUAGCAUCGUGUGCAAACUGAGUGGGACGGUUCAAGGGAUAUCCGUGUCGGCGUCUGUAUUCACCCUCGUUGCCAUCGCUGUUGACAGGUUCCGCUGCAUCGUCUACCCUUUCAAGCAGAAGCUGACCAUCGCCACCUCAAAGCUAAUCAUCGUCGUCAUUUGGGUCCUGGCUGUGUUCAUCAUGUGCCCGUCGGGGGUCAUGCUCCAGGUCACGAAGGAGCAGACGGUACGGAUCGUCCUCGGUCCCAACAGCGACACUCGCCCGUUCUACUGGUGCCGGGAGAACUGGCCAAGUCAGGAGAUGAGGAAGGUCUACACCACGGUUCUCUUCGCCAACAUCUACCUCGCCCCGCUAAGUCUGAUUGUUGUCAUGUACGCGCGCAUUGGCUUCACCCUCUUUAAGACCACCCUGCCUCCAGCGAGGGGCAGUGGGAGCGCCCCAAUGGAGGGCAGCGGGAGCAACAAACUGAGCGUGGACGGGCGCCAGACCAUCACGCAGAAGAAGAAGCGGGUGAUAAUGAUGCUCCUGGUCGUGGCUUUGCUUUUCAUCGUAUCCUGGCUGCCCCUCUGGACCCUCAUGAUGCUGAGCGACUACGCCAGCUUGACGGAGCACCAGUACCGCGUCAUCAACAUCUACGUGUACCCGUUCGCUCACUGGCUGGCCUUCUUCAACAGCAGCAUCAACCCCAUCAUCUACGGCUUCUUCAACGAGAACUUCCGCAAAGGCUUCCAGGCAGCGUUCAAGUUCCAGCUGUGCUCCGGCGACGUCCUGCGCCAACGGACCCUCUCCCACCGGAUCAGAGGGAACGCCGUGCUCCCAGUCCACCCGACGGUGCCGAGCAGACUGCCGUCCGGAGCCGGGUCGCUGUUUCUGGCCAACGGAACGUGUCAGGAGGAAAACGACGUCAGAGAGCAGGACCUGGUCAUGGAGGAUUUGGAAAAAGUUUCACAGAUUUAGAAAGACUGGGGUGGUGCAUGGCCUGAGCAUGCUUCAUAAAGAUCUGCAACCUAAAGAUCCAUAAACCCAAUUUAAGCUCCUCUCAUGUCUGCCGGAUGUAACCUGACGUUAUGUUAAAUGAAGACUGUUAUUGUGACACAUUGUUCACAUCGGACACACAUCAGUUCGCACCAGGGGAACGUUUAGCACUGUGGGGUGCCGUUUGCAAGGUUGCACUGUAAAAAAAUUUACAGUAAAUAUUUGACUUAUUUAGCCUGUCAUGAAGUAAAAAAAAUAGUGCGUGUUCAUGUUUCAAAUGUCAAAGUUACAAAAUAAAUAUUUAGCUUCCUAACUAAAUUUAGUUUUGCCAAAACUAAAUCGGAAAAACAAUUGAAAACAAAACAAUAAAUUUGCGAAAUAAAAGCUAUUGGUGUCAGUAUCAGGCUAAGUCGAAUAUUUAGCUUGUCAGUCGAAUAUUAAGUUUGUAUCUAAUAUUUAUAAAUGGUGGAACAAUGUGGGGAAAAUGUGACUGAAAAAUGAAAACCCACAUUUUGUUCUCUCUGACAGCCUAAAUGAACCAAGUUAUUACUUUUCAUUUU